AUGUACAAGCCACCAUGUGCCUUUGCUUGUAACGGCGCCAUCAGCAACAACGCACUCUCAUGUUCAUCGAUGACGGAGAUGGAAGGCAUGGAUUCUAUGCUAAUGACGACGCCCGAAUGUCGAGCCAAUGAUACAUCAUUCCUAACCACGCUGGCGUGGUGUCUACAAUCAAACUGCGCCGAGUUCGACGUUCCAGUCUCUGAGCUGCAGAAGUUCUGGGAAGAACAAGCUACAGGCGAACCGACUGUGCAACCCAAAUGGAGCUACCCUGCGGCGCUGCAGAGCGUCCAGGAAGCGCCAACGAAGAUCCUCACAAUGCAUGACACUCUCAAUUUCACAGCGUUGACGUCGGAAGAGGAUUGGGAUGUGCAGUUCAAAACCCUUUCAUACUUCGAGCGGGAAGAGGCCAUCCAUGCGAGAUAUGGAAUCAUCAUCCUCGUCACCGGCUUCGCAACACCUCUUCUUCUCACCGCUGUGGGAUAUCUGCCUUUCAUAUCUAGCAUCACCCACAAGGUUGCUCCGUACAUCGUUUGGCAAAGUCUCAUCGGUACAUAUCGAGUCCGUCCUCUUCCAUAUUUGAUUGGAACCGCACCGUCCAUCGGCCAUGCUUCCUACAUUGCCCUCAUGAUCAUCCUGAACGUCAUCCUCACUGCAGUCAACUACAAAUCAGCACAGCCAAACGCAUGGUUCUCGAGCCAAUACCAGGAAGUACUCGAGUAUGUCAUGAUCCGAACGGGAACACUGGGUUUCGCAUUGUCACCUCUGGUCAUUCUAUUCGCUGGCCGCAACAACGUGCUCCUUUGGCUGAGCAAUUGGUCACACUCCACUUUCAUGCUGCUGCACCGCUGGAUCGCCCGCAUCUUUGGCCUCCAGGUCAUCAUCCAUUCCAUCACAGCAUUGGCUCUUUAUUCCAAUAUCGGAACAUACUCGGAAGAGUUGAAGCUUCCUUAUUGGAUCUGGGGUUGUGUCGCCACAGUGGCAGUCGUCAUCAUGCUGGUGGCUAGCAACCUCUACGUGCGUCGUCAGUCGUAUGAGGUAUUCCUCGUCAUCCAUAUCCUCCUCGCUGUCUUCGUCAUUGCCGGCUGCUGGUAUCAUGUCGACAUCCGCUUCCAGCGCAAAUUCGGCUACGAGAUGUGGCUGUACGCAUCAUGCGCAGUUUGGUUCUUUGACAGGAUGAUGCGCAUGCUGCGUGUGCUCAAGAAUGGCAUGCGCCGAUCCAACGUCGUCAACAUUGAUGAAGAUGUGGUUCGAGUGGACGUUCCUGGCAUUUGGUGGGCUGCGAGCCCGGGGCAGCAUGUAUAUGUAUACUUUCCCACGCUCAACCGACUCCGACCCUGGGAGAACCACCCCUUCUCCGUCGUUCCGACAACCAUGUUGUACGAGAAAGCACGGUCAUCUGAGGCCAGCGCAUCACCCACACUGUCAAGCAACGACGUUGAGAAAAAUGAGCGAGCAGAUGUCAGAAUCAGUCCAGUCACUGACAGGGAAAAUGCUGGUUUAACGCUAUUCAUACGCAAGUCAGCUGGGCUGACGAAAGCCUUGACCACAAAAGACAACGUCCUCACCCUCCUAGACGGACCGUAUUCAAAUAAUUCGACCGCACCCGUGUUACAGUGCGACCGUCUGCUUCUGAUCGGCGGCGGAAUUGGUAUCACGGCCCUCGUUCCGUGGAUCGAUAGGCAUCCAAACCUCAAGUUGUCGUGGAGUGUUAAAGACUCUGCAAAGGGUCUUGUGCGCGCUUUGGAGAAUGCAAUUGACCGGGUCGAAGAGAAGGACGUUCGAGUUGGAUCAAGGCUCGAUUUCAAUGCCCUACUUGACCAAGAAGUGCAGUUAGGGUGGUCCAGGAUCGGCGUGGUAGUUUCAGGGCCUGGAGGUCUCUGCGAUGAUGCUGCGGCCGCGGUCAUUGCAGCAGGGAAAAGGGGCAAAGCUUUGUUUGAGCUCGAAAUAGACGCUUACUCUUGGUGA
This is a messenger RNA of Verticillium nonalfalfae, 1965 nucleotides long. RefSeq lists its product as uncharacterized. Lineage: Eukaryota; Fungi; Ascomycota; Sordariomycetes; Glomerellales; Plectosphaerellaceae. The transcript has 2 exons. Bases 1 to 1965 code for a protein of 654 amino acids. Gene Ontology annotation, cellular component: plasma membrane. The record is from RefSeq and is a predicted model, not a curated record. Gene Ontology annotation, molecular function: ferric-chelate reductase activity. Gene Ontology annotation, biological process: iron ion transport; intracellular iron ion homeostasis; copper ion import.